CAAUCUCUGUCUUUGUCUGGACUGGUGGCUGUAGUUGCAGCUGCUCCGGCUGCUACUCAUGCCAGAGCUGCCGAUCCUUGCUACGUUACCUCAUACCCUGGCGUCGCUGCUGCUGUAUCUUCAUGCACCAACAUCACUCUCGACGGCAUUGCUGUACCUGGCAACACUACACUCGACUUGACAAAGCUCAAAGCUGGCACUACUGUUGCCUUUGCUGGAAAGACUACAUUCGCCUAUGCCGACGCAAAUUAUGACAUGAUCAAAGUCGCCGGCACCGAUGUUACAAUCACAGCUGACAAGAAUGCAAUCAUCGACGGCAAUGGUCAGGCUUGGUGGGAUGGUCUUGGGUCAAACGGAGGUGUGGCCAAGCCUAACCACUUCAUCACGGUCAGCAAGGCUAUUGGCAAGUCUGUGAUCAAGAACCUUGUCAUCCAAAACUAUCCUGUACACUGCUUUUCCAUCAGCGGUAGCAACGGACUGAUUGUGGAGAAUAUUUUCUUGAACAACACAGCCGGCGAGGCUCCUAACAGCAGAUCCAAUGGGCUCGCAGCUGCCCACAACACCGACGGUUUUGAUAUCUCUAGCACUGAUGGCAUGGUGUUGAGAGACUCAAGGGUGUUGAACCAGGACGAUUGCGUCGCGGUCACUAGUGGCAAUAACAUCACAGUUUCCAACAUGUACUGCGAUGGCGGCCACGGUCUCUCGAUCGGAAGUGUUGGUGGCAAGAGCAACAACAAUGUUACCAACAUCCUGUUCGAGAACAGCAAAGUGCUAAACAGCCAGAACGGCGCAAGAAUUAAGACCAACUCUGGCACAACCGGCUACAUUGCCNNAAGUAACAUCGAAUAUCGUAACAUUCAGGUGUCAAACAUUGACAUCUACGGUAUCGACAUUCAGCAAGACUACCUCAAUGGUGGCCCCACUGGCAUUCCCACCAACGGUGUCAUCAUUAAGAACAUCACAAUGUCAAACAUCAGAGGCACUGCUCAGACAAAAGCUCGAGAUUACUAUAUUCUUUGCGGAGAUGGCAGUUGCUCGGAUUUCAGCUUCAAUAACAUCCAUAUCACUGGGGGGACCAACAACUCUUGUAAUGUCAGGCCUACUGGUAACUUCCAGUGUGCU
This is a messenger RNA of Aureobasidium musti, 1122 nucleotides long. The record is from the annotation of a GenBank genome assembly. Lineage: Eukaryota; Fungi; Ascomycota; Dothideomycetes; Dothideales; Saccotheciaceae.